AUGGCUACAUCUCGAUCUCUAGGUUCACGAAGCUCAUUUGGUGAUUUCCCCAGCAACUCAAGCUCCUUUUCAUUAUCCAGCGACCAGGAGCUCAUAAACUUAGCAUGCAUUUCUCUCAGACAAGCACCAAUUGAAGUUCAAGCGUUGAAUCUCAGCACUAACACCAGAAAGCCCCGCCGUCCACUAAAAAGUCUGAAAGCGCUAUCCGUAUUGACGAAUCUCGUUCAGCUGGACUUGUCUGGUAAUGCUAUUGAACGCUUGGACGGAUUGCAUGUGCUCACUAAUUUGCAGAGGCUGGCGAUUCCACGCAAUCAUCUCAAGACGUUGUCAGCUCCACUAUUUACUCUCAAAGGACUAACCCACUUGGAUCUGUCGGGAAAUUUCAUCGCGCAUUUACCUCUCGGGUUUUCAGGUUUGACGACGCUGGAAGUGCUGAAUCUUUCAGGAAACAAUUUGGGUACACUGCGGGAAGUGGAUGUACUAGCCCCACUUGCCAACUUGCUCUCGUGCAGCCUCGCAGCCAACCCAUUUUGCCGUCUACCUACCUAUCGAGACUACGCCAUUUGCAAGAUCCGAUCGUUGGAGCGUCUAGAUGAUGUUGAAAUAUCACGAAUCGCUCGUGACAGAGCAGCAAAGCGAUUCGGUAGCGCUAUGUUUUCGCAAGACGCGUGUCUUCUUGAAGCAGGGCGAGCUCAUGAAGACGAACAGAAUCGCUUACUCGAGGCUCAAAGUGCGUUAGAAGCGGAGAAUCUUCGAUUGAAAGGCGAGCUACAAGUCAAGUCAAAGCUGCUACAGAACAAAUCUCGAGCAUGGUCCAGCGCUACGGAGCAAUUGUUGCAGCUACAACAAGAAGUGGCUAUGCUUAAUCUCGAUCGGAGGCGUUCAGUAUCGCCUCCUAAGAGGGAUAUUAGUGACGCCGAGCACAUAGCUAUGGCGAUUGCAGCACGCCAUAAAAUAAGCUACUCGACUCAGCGACCACAGUCUGCUCCUCGUAUUUCGUCACCCGAACGCAGCGUCGAAAAACGACGUGGGUCUUUUUCCGAUCGCGACACUCAGCUCGAUUUAAGCCCAGAGACAGAAGGCACUGGAGAAUGCAAUGUCGAAUCACGAGACGCAGCGUGUAUGCCCAUGUCUCCGAAUGCUCAUGACGCAUUGAAGCACAGCAACAGCAUAAUGUUCGUGGAUGCCUCCUGCUCUCCGCUUCGAGUGAUCCCAUCAGCAGGUAUCGCUAGGGAACAGCACGAAGAUAGUUUUGAUGCUGAAAACGACGCAGAUGAGGAUGAAAGUGAAGAGCGACAGGAAGAAUAUGAAGAUAUCACGUCGCCGCCUCGGACACCGAUAACUCGGCCCGCCACUCCAUCAACAAUUCGGCAACUACAUAAAAGUGCCCAAAGUCUUGAUCAAGUUCGGAAUGCAUUGUUGGAGAUAAAUCCAAGUAACGACAACUCGCCACGAAGAGCUGGUCUGACAUCGACAUCUUCAAGCUUAAGAGACGAGGAAUCGUCUGGGAAUGGCUCUCUCUCAGCAUGUUUCCCGACUUUUGAAGACGACACGGCUUGCCCAGCAUACGAGGAUACCCAUUCUCCAGCUCUACACGUGCGUUCCUCGUCUGCCACCCCUCUUAACAACAGAGGAAGGCACUUGAUCAUCCAAACUGCCCCCAACGCAUACUCUUCUGGUAGUCAUUCCCUUCCACCGUCUCCGUCAAAGUCUCCAUCCAAAAUGAGAGAAUGGUAUCGCAAGCAGAAGGAAAUGAGACUAAUGACACCACCGCCUUCCCCACCAAGAAAGAACUCUUCUCCUCCGUACAAACCUCGUCGGCCGGCAGUGGAGGCCUCCCCACUAGCCUCCUUCGUGGAUAAAGAUGUUCUGGCCCGGCAGAUUCAAGCUCUGCAAUCGUGCAAGCAAUCUUUGCUAAGCGAGAUCCGGAACGAGGAACAUCUAUUGCAUGUACUUAAGCAAGAGAGUGCUCACUACGCAGACCAAAUCGACUGUCUAAGUGUCAACAUCCAGGCGUGUCUGGAGGGCGAUCCCAGUGCUAUUCGCUUCUCCUUCUCUCCAUCAGGUUCACCUCGAAGUAAAAGCAAAAAGCUUCGAGACGAAGCUACUGGACGUGCUCGACUAGAGAUCUUGCGAAACAAACUUCGGUUUGCUGAGGAUAAGGAGAAGGAGAUCGAGACCACAAUGGUGCGUAUGACCAAGCGAGUACUGCAGUCUGACCUGCAUCCUGUAGAAGGGAGAGACAAAAAGUUUAGUCCAGCGGAGCCAUCAAGACUCGCUGACAUGCCGUUCGAUAAGGAGAUUUUCGCGCUCACUCACAAAUUGCAGCUGGUGAUCGUGGAGAAGGAGGAGAUCCACAUGCAAAUGAGUCAGCUAAUGGCUCAACUACGGGGUCAAACCACUGCAGAGCUGGAUCUGGGUGAGGACGAACAUGGAGGCAGCUUUAAGCAAGCGCAGUCGCUAGCAAAGAGUCGACAAAUGGCGGACGAGCUACGUACUCGACAUCGCGAGGUAACCGAUCGAAUUGAACUCAAAGAGCGGCGGAUUUCGACUUUACUAGAAGAACUGAAAGAAGUCGAGGCCGAGCUCAGACAUAUCAGCUCAUUGAACGUGUCUUCAGCGCUUAGUCCGCUCUUUCAGCGCGAGCGUACAGCUAGUCUCGAAUUUCUGCAUGCUAUGCGCCCUCGACAAGGAAGCGAAGAUAUACCAAACACCCAUGGCCAACUACCAACGAACUUGCACUUUAAAGAGCUGCUCAAUCCGGAGAUGCUUGAAGAGAUCAAAGCCGAUAUUUACGAGACGUUGUCACAGAAACUCGCGAGUUCAGCCGGGAGCUGUAUAGAUGAGGUUUCUACAAAUGGAAGUCCCAAUGACUUGCAUCAAGCGAUUGCCGCUGCCCUGGACACUCGUCUUCAAGUUGGGGGUAAUACGGGAGUCGUCGUUAAUACUCCUGUUGAUGAGGUUUCAUGCGAUGACUUUGAUGAGUUUGCGUCUGUGGAUUUAUAUUAUGCCCGGAAGUACGUGAUGGCGAAAGAUCGAGUCUCGACUUUCAUCGAGAGCGCCAGUAGCGAUGCAAGCGUGGCAGAUGUGACGAGUGCCCAGCGCAUACUCAAGAUGUGUGAACGUCUGGAAACUGCAGAAGCGAAGAGCAAACAUGACCCCGUUAGCAAGAUCGAAGUGGAUCGACACGGAAAUAGUCGAGGCUCACUGAAAAUCGUGCUCCAGGCCGGCAGGGAUCUCCCCACUGCGCAUUUGAGAACGAAAAACCUCGAUCCGUACGUGUGCCUGGAAGUGGUCUAUCCUGCCCACGCUUUAUCGCCUUCUUUAAACUCCAAUACUGUGGUCGGGAGAGUUCUUCGUAGCCAGACGAAGAAGAAGAGCAUAUACCCUGUGUGGGACGAAGAGUUCGAGAUCGCUCCGAUCCUGUCCUUGAACGGUUAUCUCCUCGUUCGUGUGCUGAACGACCGCAGACUUAGUCGAGAACAGCUCGUAGGAGAAGCUCGCAUUCCACUGUACACUUUGCUGCAUCAGAAGCGCAUUGUGGAGUGGUUCUCACUUGGUCUCAAUGUCCCUCCAGCAUCAACAGGGUCUGCCCCACCAGGGAGAGUGGUAUCUAAGAUCUGUGGUGGUGCUGUCAGACUUCAGCUCCAGUUAUAUUUUUCAAGUGUCGAGAGAUACAAACACGUUGUGGAUGAAUUGGUGACGCGAUAUCUGAAUGAUCACGACCAUUUGCCUUCGUUUAUUGACGCGGUUGGCCACUACAAGAAUGGAGCAGACUCAUCUCUUCUAGACGAGCAGCCGGAACACCACAAUGAUGAGUCACCUUUGACGACAACCGAUGGCGCUGAGUCGAUGAAAUUUGAACAACGGCGGCAACAGGACGUCGAAUCUCAUUUUCCUUUUGACGAGCUCGUGACUUCGUUGCCCUCACCACCCACGCAAAACAACAACACUCAAGGAUUAUCGAGCCAGCUAUCGCCAGAGCGACGAAAGUCUCUGUGGGAGACUAGAACCUCCGCAGCUAAUGGCAUUUCAGCUGCGGCGACAGCAGACGAUAAGAAACCAUAUUUUGGGUUUUUUACGCCUACGACAGAGUGGAAAAAGCAACUCCCAGCUUCUUUGUCAAUGUCAAGUGGAGCUCCACGCCGAAGCCAAACACCUACUGCGCAAUCCAAGAGGAUAAAGAGCGCCGGUGCAUUGCGACGGCGGAGUGUUGAAACGCCAGAGUGCUUCGACAAGUACAGUCCAUAUCAUCCCGGAUUCAAGAGCACAGACGUGCUGGAUGAAUGCAACAAUGAAGUUGGAGGAAUAAAAAACGACCGCAGCGCAGUUCGACCCGCGGAGGUGAAUCGCAAGACUGACUUAAGUAUCUUUAAAAGUCCCAGCUUGACUCGACGCCCGCCAAGCUCCGGCUUCCCUGAACGCUAUAUCGGUCUGGACAACCAAACUUGCGAACGACUCAAGCGAAUCUUUGGGCGAAUGGAUAGCACACCAAGCAGCAAGACCCUAGACAUUUUAUAA
Phytophthora infestans T30-4 is the source of this 4521-nucleotide messenger RNA. RefSeq lists its product as uncharacterized. The record is from RefSeq and is a predicted model, not a curated record. Gene Ontology annotation, molecular function: protein binding. Bases 1 to 4521 code for a protein of 1506 amino acids. Lineage: Eukaryota; Oomycota; Peronosporomycetes; Peronosporales; Peronosporaceae. The transcript is spliced from 4 exons.